Dimorphilus gyrociliatus is the source of this 576-nucleotide messenger RNA. The record is from the annotation of a GenBank genome assembly. NCBI's taxonomy places the organism in Eukaryota, Metazoa, Annelida, Polychaeta, Dinophilidae.
AAUGGGAGCUUUCAAUACAAGAAGAAAAUUAAAAGGAGCUGUUCUAGCAGCAGUUUCCAGUGCAAAGUGGAAAAAAGAAGGGGAGGAAGAAUGUCUCGUAGAUUUCCAAGAUGAUGACGUCACAAGUGCAGCCGUAAGCUUGAUUUUGGAUAGUUUGGAAGAAAUUCAAUGCUUGACAGAAGACGAUGAGAGACACGCUCAUUUUGUUGAUUCGGUUCUUCAAGAUCGGAAAUUGUACGCCUUAUUGCAGGUUUGUACUAUAGAGUUUAAUAUGAUCUAAUGUUCUCGGCUUCCUCUCUGUUUAAAGAGAAAUCUUAUUUGAAAACAAACAAUCUAAUGAGUAGGUUUUGAAAUCGUUUAAAUCUGUAGAAGCUAUGUAAUUUGUUUUCUUUCGUGCCUUGGUGAGGUUGCUAUAACCUUUCUAACUCCUUUCCAAGAAUUAGAAGAGUUACUUACUGAUGGAAUGUUAAACGUUAAGGGUAUUUUUAUACAUAAUUAUCAAAGAUGGUUAUAGUAGCUUGAAUAGUAAGAUAUGGAAUUGCGUGCAUUUUCUAACGAAAUAUAUGCAGAUUACGG